UUUUUCGCUCUUCAAAAUGGCACCCUCUCAAUCAGGAAGUAAAGAAAAUAAGUAGCGGCGGAUAAGUUGGAUAAAAUUCCACAUUUCCGUCGAUUUGACGCCGGUCGCGACUCAACAUCUGCCCGCGUGCUCGGGGUUCGAACUGGAAGGAAGAAAAGGCGGCGAAAGGAUCAUGGAGAGUAUUUUUCCGUGCUAGAGGUACAAUCUGGGACCCAGCCAGCAGCAUCGGCGUUGGCAGAUUGGGCCGUAGCAAAAGUCAUCUCGUCGUGAUCAUGUGUGCAACUCCAGUCUGAUGCCCACCCUCCCCUCAGCGCUGGCCAUGGACGGGGAGAACUACCUGCAUCCAGAAGGCCCUCAGGUGGACACUAGCUUGUUCUCUGUAGCCUCCUCAAACAUGGAGAGUUCCCUCUUUGCCUCUUCUGGCUCCUGGAGGUCCUUUUCUCAGCAGGCUGGAUAUAGCGUGCACUGCCCUAUGCAAUCUGGAAACCAGCAAUACCACUUGAACAGCAGCAGCGCUACCACCGCCACAACACCGGAUGUGCACCUUGACAUGUACUCUGCGUUCUCAGAUAUGGAUUUCUCCUGCCUCAACCCCCCCAGGAAUGGCGAUUUCUCCCAGGAUCUGUCCUGCAUCGAUGACCUCUCCACCAAUUCCCUGUUCUCUUCUCCGGCCGACUCACUGUCAGAGUAUGCCGACGCCCAGUCCUUCAUCAGCACUGACCACCUGGACACGGUGCCCACGCUCUGGGAUGUCAGCACAAGUACCACCGCCGCCACCACACCAACACAGAGCCAGCUGGAGCUUAAAGGCACCAGCACGUUUCAGGGCUUGGCCAGUUUGGAUGAUAUAACAGCUAUAAUCUGCACGCCACCUUUAGGAGGAUUUCAGACUCAGAGAACUCAGUUACCCCCGGAGGAGGAGGAGGAAGCAGAGGAAGAGGAUUCAGAGGAACUAGGCCAUGUCGACACGUAUGCCGAGUACAGACCUUCCAAAUCAACUAUCGGAAUUUCCCAUCCCGACAUAGUGGUGGAGACCAACACGCUGUCUAGUGUCCCUCCUCCGGACAUCACAUACACUCUGUCUAUACCCGAGUCUACCAUUAACAGCGGCCUGCUGUCCGCCCUGCAGCUAGAAGCCAUUAUCUAUGCCUGUCAGCAACACGAAGUCAUCCUACAGAACAACCAGCGAGCAGGCUUCCUGAUUGGCGAUGGGGCCGGCGUGGGUAAAGGGCGUACUGUUGCGGGAAUCAUCCUGGAAAACUACCUUAAGGGAAGGAAAAAAUCACUAUGGUUCAGCAUAUCCAAUGACCUGAAAUUUGAUGCAGAGCGAGAUCUCAAAGACAUAGAUGCACCGACUAUUCCUGUGCAUGCCUUAAACAAAAUUAAGUAUGGAGACACAGCUACCUCAGAAGGAGUCCUCUUUGCGACCUACUCUGCGCUGAUUGGCGAGAGCCAGGCGGGAGGGCAGCACCGCACGCGGAUUAAACAGAUCCUGGACUGGUGCAAGCCGGAUUUUGACGGAGUUAUUAUUUUUGAUGAAUGCCACAAAGCCAAGAAUGCCACGUCAACAAAGAUGGGCAAGGCAGUGCUUGAUCUGCAAAACAAGCUGCCGCGGGCCAGAGUGGUGUAUGCCAGUGCCACAGGUGCCUCAGAGCCAAAGAACAUGAUCUACAUGAGCCGCCUGGGUAUCUGGGGUGAGGGCACGCCCUUCAGGGCCUUUGAUGACUUCCUGCACGCCAUUGAGAAGAGAGGUGUGGGCGCCAUGGAAAUUGUUGCUAUGGAUAUGAAAGUGAGCGGGAUGUACAUAGCCAGGCAGCUGAGCUUCUCAGGGGUGUCUUUCCGCAUUGAAGAGAUCGGACUGGACAGCGACUUCAAGCUGGUCUACAAUAAAGCCGCCAAACUGUGGGCGGAGGCACUGCAGGCCUUCAUGCGCGCCGCCGACGACCUGGGCCUGGUCAGCAGGAAGUCCCUGUGGGGCCAGUUCUGGUCAUCUCACCAGCGCUUUUUCAAAUACCUCUGUAUUGCUGCCAAGGUCCGCUGCCUGGUGGAGUUGGCCAAGAAAGAGCUGGAGGCAGGAAAGUGCAUCGUCAUUGGCCUGCAGUCUACUGGGGAGUCGCGCACCAGAGAAGUUCUAGACGAGAAUGACGGUCAUCUUGACAGAUUCGUCUCUGCCGCAGAGGGAGUAUUCCAGUCCCUCGUUACCAAACAUUUUCCCUCUGAGAAGCAGCGGCGAGAGAAGGCACCCGGGAAUAAGAGAAAGCGUAAGCCUCGAGGGCGCCAUCCCAAGGUACCCAAGCACACGGUGGACAGCGGCGGUGUCAUCAGCAUCAACAGCGACGACAGCAGCACUGACUCUGACGGCAUGGACACCGAUUCUAACUCCUCACCAGACUCGCUGUUGGACAACGAUGAUGUCAUCUUUGUCAACCACACGAGCUGCCACACUGUCAGGAUAGAGGAGAUGAAGCAGGGUCUUCUCAACAAGAUAUCACAGCUGGGAAAAGAACUACCUCUCAACACCCUGGACGAGCUUAUCGAUAAGUUCGGCGGGCCUGAUAAAGUCUCUGAGAUGACCGGGCGUAAGGGUCGUGUGGUGCGGCGUCUUGACGGUAGCGUCCGUUACGAGUCACGCGCUGAGCAGGGGCUCACGAUCGACCACAUCAACAUCAAGGAGAAAGACCGCUUCAUGAGUGGAGAGAAGCUGGUGGCCAUCAUCUCCGAAGCAGCCAGCUCUGGAAUUUCCCUCCAGGCGGACAAACGCGUGAAAAACCAGCGGCGUCGCGUCCACAUGACAUUGGAGCUACCUUGGAGCGCAGACCGGGCCAUUCAGCAGUUUGGCCGUACCCAUCGAUCAAAUCAAGUGACGGCCCCAGAGUACAUAUUCCUCAUUUCGGAGCUAGCCGGUGAGAGACGUUUCGCCUCGAUCGUGGCAAAGAGAUUGGAGAGCCUGGGCGCAUUAACACACGGAGACAGAAGAGCGACUGAAUCAAGAGACCUGAGCAAGUACAACUUUGAGAACAAGUAUGGUACCAAGGCUCUGGAUAAAAUCACCAAAGCAAUACUGGGGUACAUAGAGAACAAGGUGCCUGUGCCCAAAGGUUACCCUGGAGGUGACGCCAUGUUCUUCAGAGAUAUGAAACAUGGAAUGAUGGAUGUGGGCAUCUUCUGUCGGGAGUCACGCUUCGGCAUCAGUACAGAGAAAGACUGCAGCAUUACCAAGUUCCUAAACCGCAUCCUGGGUCUGGAGGUCCACAAGCAGAACCAUCUCUUCCAGUACUUCACAGACAAUUUUGACUACCUAAUCGAGAAGGACAAGAAGGAGGGCAAAUAUGACAUGGGCAUCUUAGAUCUGGCUCCAGGUAACGAUGAGAUUUACGAGGAGAAGCAGGAAAUUUUCAUGACAGUUGGAAACCCUCAGGACGGCCAGGUGGUUCUUUACAAGAUCAGUGUAGACAGAGGUAUGCCUUGGGAUGAAGCCAACAACAGGUUUCUCAAUCUCACUGGUGCUGACGAGGGCUUUUACUUGUCCCAGAAGCUACGAGGUAACCAGCCGUGCGUGCUGCUCGCUGAGCAAGGGAGAGGCAGGAAUUUUAUCGUCUACAAGCCCAACAUCGGCAAGCAGACUCACCCCGAGAGCCUUGACAACCUGCAGCAACGCUAUCGGAAGGUGACUCCAGAGGAGGCCAAAGACUGCUGGGAGAGCCAGUUCAGCUUCUCCUUGAAGAAGUGUAGCCAUGCUAACUGGAACGGCAAGUGCAAGAAGGUCGAGGAGGGCCAAGAGUGCUUCCAGGGCAUGCGUCUCCGCCAGUACCACAUGCUGUGCGGCGCUCUACUGCGCGUGUGGAAGCGUGUGUCCGAUGUGGUGUCCGACAUCACCAGUUCCAGCAUCUUGCAGAUUGUUCGCCUCAAAACCAAGCAACACAACAAGCAAGUUGGCAUCAAGAUCCCCGAGAACUGCGUGGCCCGGGUACGCGAGGAGCUCCUGCUAAUGGACGAGGAAGUGAAGCGGAGGCGCAAGGAGCGCGAGAAGCAGGCUAUGGAGCAGCGUCUGGCUGAGGAGCGCAUGCGCAAGAUGGAGCAGGACAAUAAGCACCUACUGGCCAAUUUGUUCAGCCAGAAAACGAUGCCCAACCAGUCCCUGGCCCAGUCGCUGGUCCACAGCCAGCUCUUCAAGCAGAAACUGAACCCGCUGCAAAAGACACAUAUGGCGGGCUUUUCUCAGCUACAGAGGGUGCAGGCUGUCUUGCAGCAUCAGCAGCAGCACCCCCAGGGUCAAGCUCUGCUGUCUUUACCGAGGACAAAUCCCCAAGUGACUCCGAGCGGCUGGCCCGGCAAGUCGGCCGCCUCCAAGCAGGCCGUUGUGCGAAACACGGUCGUUCACGGGUCCAACUUCUCCCAGUUUUACCCCCAGUCCUUCUUACCCCCCUUCACGCAACCGCUCCCAGUGCACCAGAUGGCAUGCUUGUCUUCCCAGAAGGCCCAGGAGGAGAUCCUGGACCUGACUGCCAGCUCACCGUCGCCCUCUCCGGACAUCAGCGAGGGGGGACUGGCUCUGGACAGUCUGACGGGACCCGCCAGAGCGUUCGCCGACGACUUCAACUUAGAGUCGUUCAUUUCGCAGACGGUCGCUCCGCUACCGCAGCCGCCCCCUCCUCCGCCUCCGCCUCUGUCUUUGAACCACAACCACCUGACCAACAACCACCAGGACUUGCUGGAUCUCUUCGACCUGCCCCUCUCACCACAGAUGCCCACCCAGAAAGUCUGCCCUUCCUCUUCCGCCGCCUCCACCACCUCGUCCACCUCAUCGCUCGUCCAAAGCUCGCUCUUCUCCAACCCCCCUUCCUCCUCUUCCUCUCAGUUUGCACCCUCUCGCUUCCCCAACUAUCUCCUGCCCCAGUCGGACUCGCUCCCCCUGCCCAACGGCCACUGCAGCUCGGGCGCUCUAGACGUGCGCGAGGCUCUGAACAGCAUGCUACAGGCGGCAGGGUCCGACCGCAAGUCCGUCAUUCACUACCGCCAGCAAGACUGACGCUUUAAUGUCCUGUCUCGUUUUUUUGUGUGUGUAAGCAGAUUUUAGCACGCGCCUCCACUGCUGUGCGGGACCUUCUAGUCAAUGUCACUGCCUGUCCUGCUCACACUCUUCUCUCUAACCAUCCAUAGUCCUCGCCUGCUCCCUGUAUUGGAUUCCCGCACCCCAAAGUGCGUCCUCCAUGGCAGCUCUAAUGCAAACUUGACUUUUCGAAACUCUUCUGGAGCUGUCAAAACGAAACAAAAAAAGUCCUUUAACUGAUUUGACGCUGGAAACCUUUUUUGUUUGUUUGUUAUUGCUUUACUCGAGCGAGGCACUAGGUGGCAACGAACUGGAAUAUACAAGAAGAAGAAAUCAAAGCUGACAAAACCGUGAAAUGCCUCCUUUUUGUCCGUUUAGUCCUCCCCACACACACACACACAACACAGUCUCCUUUUAUUUGUUUGUGUGUUCAAGGAAGAAAAGGAGAAGGAAAGCAGCAGUCUGCUAACAGUGCCUUUCAGAGAAAUCUAAAAAUGCAGUCUUUAAAAUUAAAAACAAAAAAAUCUAUGUAGCCUAAUGUAUAGAUUUGUAUUUUAAUUUAAAUAUGGUAUAUUUGUAUUUAAAUCUUUUCGUCCCUUUGUGUUACACUAUGCUGGUGGCGGGUUCCAAGGACAGGCCUCUGUGAAGCCUCAACUGUGAGUGCGUUUAUGUGUCUGUACGUGGCGUGCAACACCAACAACAAGCGUUCUGAGCAGAAGCUAUCCAAAAAUAUCACCACCCCUUUUUUUAAAAUUCAUUUUUAAACUGACGAUAACACAAGAGAUUUGACUCCUGGUGUGAUUUGAAAUUUCUCAGGAAAGUCUCAAGUGCUUUUGGUCUUGUUGUUUAAUUGUGUGCGUGCGUGCUUUGUGUGUGUGUGUGUGUGUGUGUGCAUGUGCAAGUGUGUUUGUCGGUUGCUUUGGGUCAUAAAAUAUAUAGAGAAGUCAUUUAUGUUGUGUCAAAAGAAAGGCCCUCCUCGUCACACUUAAGACUUGUAGACUUUCAAUUUAUAUUUUCUUGUCAACCAAGUGAAAAAGCUCUGUAAUAGCUCCCCCCUCUUAGUCAAAAAGCCCAUUGUCACUCUCUACUAAAAAAAAACUCAACAACAACAAAGGAUUAAAGAAUCUCCACAUUUAUUUUGAUCCCAAACAUUUUUUCAGAUAGAAAUAAAAAACUCCCUUGACAGCAAAAAGUGACGCAUCACAGCCGAAAGUCCCAACAUUUAUCCACUUUUGCCUUUUACACAGAACCUCGCCAAAGUGGGAUACAUCCACAAACGCAUGCAAUUUGACACAGCAACACGGCGCUGUGGAAUGAGCACUUCAAACACCUGUAAAAUCCUCCAUGACAAAUAAAUUCAUGAAAAACACAAUUGAUGAUUAAAAUACAUGCCCUAUUUUAUUGCCCACACUGCUCUUCUUAAAUUGAGUUUGACUUCUCAAGUAAUGUCAUUUGAAACGCCACGGAAAUUUUGACACGUCAACUUGGAGUACCCCUCGGAAUUUGGGUCUGUACCAGUUUAUUGUUUUAUAUUUUUAACUGAAACUUGUCAGACGAUUGGAGAAGGGGUUCCAUGAGUACCGGUUGAAAUCAGAGUCUAGAUGUGUUGAGAAACAAUGACGUUGUAGUGUUUUACUCUUAAUUUGAAGCCAUUUUUUUUUAUUCUAUAGGCCAUAUCUCACAAAAACUUCAAAUGCCAGGAACGCCAUUUUUCCCCUCACAAAAACAAAAUUUCUCCGUAACUUAAUCUGAUUUUCAAAGUUUUUGGUGCAUUGUGUUCAGGUCGAAGUGAGCAUUACAACCAGACUCAGUUUUUGACAGUGUGUCAUUUUUGGCAAGUCUUGUCACGUCCCUACUUACAUCUCUGUCCCAGAGUCGCAAAAUACCCUUACACACAGCCAGCUUCCCUUCUCCGUCAUGGCUCUGAUACUAUUUCAGAAGUCGGAACAUUUAUGGGUUGACUUUGUUCCCCACCCUUGCCGCCUGUAUACCGUUUAUACAAAACAGCAACACGGAAAAAAGUCGAAAAAUGAAAGCUACAUUUUGGGGGGUGUAGUUUCAGAACACAGAAUUGCCACAUCUUAUAAAAGGCAGACUUGUCGGGACAAUUGCUUUCAACGCAAAUAGGUGGGAGAAGUGACUAAGCUACUAUUUCCUGGCAUGGCGAAAUAGUCUUGCGUAUAGGCGGCAGCCGACCUCUUGUUACAGCUCUGAGACUACCUCCGAAGGCAGAAAAUAGCCUGGUUGACUUUUUUGCUUCCAUGCUGCCUAAAUACCAUUUAUUUAUUCAGAAAAAAAGGCCAAGACAGAAGACCUUAAAUUACAGAUUGAAAUUUGUUUGUGUAUGUGUGUAGUUUCCGUAACAGCACCCUCGGAGAUUGCAUAGAAUUGCCGUAACAGAAGACCCGGAAUUUGUGGAAUACCCUUACACAACCCUGUACAUACUUGUCUGGAGAGUGACAGUUGCUUUCGAUGUAACAUGGCAGAAGACGCGUGUUAAACUUAACACCCCUGUCCUUACACCUUACAUGUUGCGCCUCGAAAGGCGAACCAAAAAACGCCGGGUCCACUUUGCCCUCCCCCCCUCCAUUUUGUCCAUGUCAGUGUUGUUUAUACACAAAAGCAGAUCUAACAGGCAUUGUGAUAUGGGGCUACAACAUGUGACUAUUACUAUUUUGUGAAGCUGAGUAAAGUCAAAGUUCUUUGUUAGUGCACACACGAUUCAAAUCCAGACUAAAGCCAUGAGUUUGUGGUCCAAAUGUACGGAAAAUGUCUCCAAACCUCCCCUUUUCCUUGUAAUCGGUGCGUUUGAAUUGUGUCCCGUGUGGCUUUGCCAUUAAUGUCCGCUUGUGCACUGCGCUCAGUCGAAGCAAUAAAAACAGGAAAGAAAAGUCAGUCGUACACACGUGUACAAAGUACUGUUUACUCUCACUGGGCGCGGGAAUCUCCUCGCUGGUUGUUUCGAUGCAUACCACCUUUAUAUCGUCGUAGUUAUAAGAAUAUUAUUUAUAUUUAAGGGAUAUCUGUGUUCUUCUGCUUGUUCUUUAAGAAGAGUCAAAAACGUUUGGUCAGGGAAGACAAAUUCUAUUCAAAUCUGCUACCAAAUAUGUUUGCACUGUCUUGUCUGGAUUGAUUUAUGCUCAUUGUCCUUCAUGGAGUUGUUGGGUUUUUUUUUGUUCUUCUUCAGAGAGAUACCAAAGUGUUUUGUUGCCCUAAAAUUACCAUUCAACAAUCUCAGGAAGAAACAACUAAAAAGGUUGGUGGACGGGCGAGGGUUACAUAAGAAAUAUUUCCCCGUUAACAGUGCUGAAACCAACGUGUUUGUACUUGUAUGUACCAUUUGCUGUUCUUGGUGUGUUUAUGUUUCAGGGCUGGGGAACUUUUCUGCUAUUUUAUUUCACUUACUUAAAAUAUGUAUUAAAUAUAUGAAAAAGAUUCAUGAAAAUGGCAACGACAGGAUUUGGGCAAGGGAAAAAAUGCUCUGGUGGGACAUAGAUUCUCCUACCCCUGUGUUAGACUGUUUUGUGAUUGGACAUCAUGUUAUUGCCUUGUUAAGGCAGCAUGUCAUCAUUUCUACUGGUUUGUGAACACGUUUUUUUUUUUUUUUUUUUUCUCCGAAUUCUACCAUUUAAACACAUUCUGGUUCAGAAUCACGAAAUGUAUUUAUGGCUUACAAUUGUUAUUGUUUUGUUUCGUUUUUAACCCUCCUGUUAUGUAAAUUGGACCUGAAAUGCUGAUUCACACUUUCUUGUUGAGAGUAGUGAUUAGCACCUCCACCUCACAGUCGAGAGGUUCUGGGUUCGAAUCUCUGGAGGUGGCAUGCUCUCCCUAUGCUCGUAUUGGUUUUCUUCGAGCACCCUGGCUUCCUCCCACAUUCCAAAAACAUGCAUGUUAUGUGAAAUGAAGACUAGAAAUGGUCCUUAGAAUGGUUGUCUAUAUGGGGCUCUUGAUUGGCUGACAACCAGUCCAGGGUCCACUUUCCAGAUAGGUUUAAGCUAACCUGCAAACUGUAACGAAGACAUGUUAUAGAAAAUGGAUGGAAUGAAAUGUGUGUGUAUGACAUGAGAUCUAGUGGGAUUGAGUUAGAUUUCUGAUUUAGCUCUUUGACUCAAUAUAUUUAAUAUACCACAUUUGGGGAGGUGUUUGCAAAUGAAAAGAUCAUAGAAUUAAGGCAAACAGAACUUUUUUUAAAAAAUAUGUUUGGGAUAUUUUUUCUAGAUUUCUUUUUCUCAACAUAACAGGAGGGUUAACUAUAAACAAAGUAAUGGAAUUGCUAUUUUAUCUGAAUUACUUAGUUUUUCCAAAUAUUCCAGAGCAGGAACAUUCCGUCAGAAGUUUUUACGCAGGGUUUUACCUUACUAUUUAACUAAAAUACCGUAUGACCACAUCAGGAACAUUACUUAAGAAAAUUAAUGCUAACAGAGGACAUGAAUUGGCUACAUCUAACGAAAGUACUUACUUAACCCAGGGGGGGAAAAAUUGGGAUUGGACAUGUUUUGGGCCCCUGAUUUCUUUUCACGGUAUUAUACGUUGGUUUGUUGCGCUGCACUAAGAAUGGCAUCAUCACGUGACUGUCCUCCUUCAACCAGCUUUGGCAUGUUGUGUUUCUUCUGGUCUAUGUUUGUUUGAUGGAUUUGUAUACCAUAACCAUCCUUCCAUGUUUUUCCACUGUUUGCGUAUUCUAUAAAUCACACAAAUAAUUUAUUGCUAACAACAACAACAAAAAAUAACACAAAAACAUGCUACUGAUUGUAUGUAUUUUUAAACAAAGUCUAUUUUUUCUGUAAAAAAAAAAAGAGAAAAAAAGAGAAACUGUGUUCAGCACUUUUAUUCUGGGUUUUUGCUUUUGUUUUCUAUAUAUAUUUAUAAUUUAGAUCCAAAUGUAUAUAUUGUAAAAUUUGUGCCUUUUGACUAAUUCUUUUAAAAAACAAAACAACAAAAAAGUGGUUUUCUACUCAUUAAAGGAAGGACUAUAUGAAAUUGCAAUCUUUGUAAACAAAUAAAAACUUGAAGAUUGCUGAAA
Molecule: messenger RNA, 10073 nt
Organism: Phyllopteryx taeniolatus (common seadragon)
Lineage: Eukaryota; Metazoa; Chordata; Actinopteri; Syngnathiformes; Syngnathidae
Gene: sbno2b
Product: strawberry notch homolog 2b
Exons: 32
Coding region: 293-5029 (1578 amino acids)
Biological process (GO): regulation of DNA-templated transcription
Cellular component (GO): nucleus
Molecular function (GO): chromatin DNA binding; histone binding
Source: RefSeq, a predicted model, not a curated record